Paramecium sonneborni is the source of this 675-nucleotide messenger RNA. The record is from the annotation of a GenBank genome assembly. NCBI's taxonomy places the organism in Eukaryota, Ciliophora, Oligohymenophorea, Peniculida, Parameciidae.
AUUUUUGAAAAAAAAAAAUUCAUUCAGAUGAAUCCAGAUCUAAUGUGUAAUUAUUACCCCCCAGGCUAAUAUUAUAAUCCUUUCUACUAUGUUCCGCAAUAAUAAAUCAUAUAAUAUUGUAAUAUUGAUACAUUAUAAGUCAUAAAGUGUUGUUUUAGUAGCAAGCCACUACCAUGACUGUGCCAUAAUAUAAGUAUGAAGCACCAUUUAUUUUGAACAAUGGAAUUACUCAGAAGUAGAUUGAGUCUCCAAAUAUCACUAAAACUCCACAAAAUAAUCAUUAAACUGAAGUUGACUUUGGACAAGAAGAACAGUGUGUAUUGAAUGAUGAUGACUCUCAAUCAAGAAUAAAUGGUACAUCUAGGUCUUAUCUAUAGGUCAUUGGACUAAACAAGAACAUUUACUAUAUCUAGAAUUCGUGAAAAAUCAUGAGUCAAUUUUAAGGUCUAAAUAUGAUAAGAAGUCAAAAAAAAUAUUUAAGUUAAUGAGCCACUUCAUUCCCUCUAGAACAGCUACCUAAUGUCGAUCUCAUCAUCAAAAAUUUAAUCCCUUGGCAAAAGGAAAAAAGAAAAGCAGAUAGAUGAACAAACAAAUCCCAACUGUUAUCCAUCCUUGAAAUCGCCUUCUUUGAUUCUAUUAAUGUUAUUUCAAUUUUUUAAAUGGUAAAAAAUCCAC